This is a messenger RNA of Schizophyllum commune H4-8, 2046 nucleotides long. RefSeq lists its product as uncharacterized. The coding region runs from base 59 to 1906 and encodes 615 amino acids. The transcript is spliced from 3 exons. Lineage: Eukaryota; Fungi; Basidiomycota; Agaricomycetes; Agaricales; Schizophyllaceae. The record is from RefSeq and is a predicted model, not a curated record.
CGGCACCCUUUGACCAUAAUCUUGCUUUGACGCUUGAUAGACCUCCUGAAUGACACCAAUGGGCUGCUCAGACCAUCACCACAAGCAUUGUUCCGACCCGCACCAUCAUCGAAACUACGACGACGUACGGGCGAUGCGCCAUCUCAUCGAGCAGCUCUCCGGCGACCAACCCUUUGAACCUGGCGAAAACUAUGCCUCUGUACUCGAAAAAGUAAAACUCGGAUUUGAUCAUGCGUUUCGCGCCGUCGCCCGCGACCCACCCCCUGGGACCAACAUAUACAACUCAAACCACAUCAACAUCGUCUGCCAGACAUUUGGCGCCUUCGAGCGCGGUUGGGCAGUCGCCGAACGCCCCGAGGGACAAAGCCUGGCUCCCCUCCUACGCCGGAUUACCCCGCGCAUGAUUGCGUGGGCCACGCUCUUCCACCCGGAGCGCGGCCAGAUCGUCGAUCCCACCGGCACGCGCGAGACGGGGCGCGAGCUCGCGGGCAUCAUCCAGGUGUACCUCACCCUCCUGGAGUCGGACAUGGCGCACGCGAAGCCGCUUCUGCACGCGCACCCGGACAUCGUCGUGCAGGCGCUCGAGCUCUGGCUCGGCUUCCCGCGCUACAUCGCGCGCGCGCAGGCCGAGGAGGCGCGCGGGCCGCCGCGCCCCAAGGGCAGCUCCGACUUCUUCAACCUCGCGUUCGGGCUCGUCGGGAUCCUCUUCUACAUCCAGAGCAUGCUCGCGUACGAGGGGAACGAGCCUACCGCAGCGGACCGCGCGCUCUUCCGCCGCAGCCUCCAGAAGGCCGGCGUGACAGAGAGGGUUCUUUACAGGCAAAUUCCCGUGCAGACAGACUUUCUCAGCACCCUCAACAUGAGCCCCAUCGCCGGGCCGCAGACGUGGACGAAGCACUUCGCGCUGCUCGCGACACUCGUCAAGCACGCGGACCUGCAGCCGUCCAAAAUACCGCCUGCGGUCAUCCCCUUCGUCCUCGCCGGCGCGCAGACCUGCCUCCGCACCCCGGACACGCACGCCGGCGCCUUCUGGGCGGCCCAGCUCGUCGAAAACAUGUGCGCGGUGGCCAGGAGCAACCACACGCUUGUGCGCGCCAUCGCGGGCGGGGUCUUCGACGUCCUGUGCGCGCUGGACCGGGUGGCGGAUGUGCUGUACGACUGCCGCGCCCUCGCGCGGCGGCUGGCUGCGGGCAUGGCGCACGCGCGGGUCCUGCGCGCGUUCCGUCGGCGGCACCCGCGCCCGCCCGCGAUCCACAACAUCCCGCCGCGGCAAGAGCUCUUCUGGCGCGAUGUCGUGCAGGCGUACCAGGCCUACACGCGUCGUUACAAUAUACACCGCAAGAGUGAGGAGUGGAGAGGCUGCCUCGCUUGCUAUAAUUUGCGGGGCCCUCAUAACCGUUCGGCGAAGGUUUGUCCCUGCGGCGACGCCAUGUUCUGCUCUGGGAGCUGCCAACGGAUGCACUGGGAGGAGCGACACCGCGAAACGUGCUGCGCGAGAAAUGGAGUCUGGGGCCUCAACGGCGCCCUCUCGGUUGUGGACCUCAUAUUCAUCUGCUCCCUCGCGCGCGAGCACGUCACGAGAAGCGCAAGGCGGCGCAUCGCGGCGGAGAUGGCUCGACUUCUCAAGGGACGCAGCAGCCCGAGGCCCGAGCGGAGCACGCAACAGGGCGAGCCCGCGCCGCGCGAGCAGUUCGUCGUCCUCUGCGACCUGACGGACGCCAUCCCGAAUCUGCGCGAGAAGGUGUACAUCCGCGGCGCUGGCGAAGGCGAAGGCGCCCACCCACUCUUCUCCCCCCACGUUGUGGCCGUCGAGGUCGUUAUGAACCUCGGCAGGCGGCGCGUGCAGCAUGUCCUCCCUUUCGUCGUUGCCAUGGAUAUUUUCCUGCCUGAGCAGCGCAAGCCUUGAUCAAGGUAGUCAUGUCUUGUCCUCGCAAGUUGAUUAGUCCCUGCACCGCGUCGCCACCUACCUUCUGCCUUCUGGUGUUGUCGCGCUAUUGUGUAGGUUUUAUGCAAUGUCACUACCCACUUGACUUGUGUAACUACUCG